This is a messenger RNA of Paraglomus brasilianum, 684 nucleotides long. The record is from the annotation of a GenBank genome assembly. Lineage: Eukaryota; Fungi; Glomeromycota; Glomeromycetes; Paraglomerales; Paraglomeraceae.
AUGGCAAACACGCAAUCCAAAGUCGAUACAUUAGAAGAACAUAAUUCCAAACUUAUAGCUGAGAUUGCUGAGCUUAGAAAGGAGAAUGCGAAGCUGAAGAGGAUUAUUGAGGAGAAUGAAAAGCGCGUUGUUAGAGUCGAGGAAUUAGAACAAAAGAAUAUAGAGCUUGAGACUAGGCUCGCUAUAUUAGAACAGGGAAAAGAAGAAAAAAGUAUUUCUAUUGCAGAGCAAUGGCUCUUUGAGCCUACGGAAGAUGUUUCGCACUCUCCAGUGGUCUUGCAAAAUAAGGAUGCUCCGGCAUCUGAUGUAUCCAAUAAUGUUUCAAAUUCUGGUGAAUAUCAGUCUCGAGUCUCCGAUUCAUCUUUGACUAUACCACCUAUAUGUGUAAAGUCUAAAUCAUCGGAAGAUAAAAGGGUUGAUAAUUUUCUGAAUGAAAAACGUGAUGAACAGAUUCAUAACGAAAUAAGAGAAAGGAAUCGGGAAGAGAAGCUAUUACAGAGUAAUGAAGCUUCCACUUCUCAAGCCCAAAACUCAUAUUCGGAUAGCUCGCCAAAAUCUCAUAAUGAAUUACACAUCAAACAAAUUUAUAUAGAAAUCAAAAUGAUGUAUCUGGAGAAGACGCCUCUGGACGUGUCGAUUAUUCGAUCAAAGGAUGUGAAGAUCUUAUAUUCGGUAUAUAGCUGA